This is a messenger RNA of Nothobranchius furzeri (turquoise killifish), 4963 nucleotides long. The record is from RefSeq and is a predicted model, not a curated record. NCBI's taxonomy places the organism in Eukaryota, Metazoa, Chordata, Actinopteri, Cyprinodontiformes, Nothobranchiidae.
CGCUUCACAGGCCAGCCGGAGAGGAGAGGAGAGGAGCAUAUCCGGUGCUCGUGGUGCUCGGUGCAUGUGGCCUUUCAGGACUCGCUCUUCACUGUCUCCGCUGGAUCGUGAUGAUUUGACCGUAAAAACUUUAUUACCAGCGCAGAGAGGAAGGCCGAGGGAUCGGACACCGGAGAGGCAGCGCGUUCAUGAUGAUUCGGGUUUGGGAGUAAAUCCAGGAAGGGUUUAUUUGUUGUGGCUGCGCCUUUGGGCACUGCGCAUGGUUUCAUCAACGGGACCUCCAAACGACGCCGAAAAAUCACAGAAGUGUCUUUCUAAGCUUUCACAAGGAAAACGUUCGUUUUAAACUAUAAUAUACAUUCAUGUUCAGCGUAAAGGAUGACGGCAGUGUUUUUAUGAGGUGUAUGCUGGUGGUGAACGUGUGGAGCAGCAGGCCAGCCCUGGCAGCAUGGUGAAGGCCCAGAAGUCACCUGGGAGGAAGACUUCUCAGUGUCUCCGCAGACAGACUGGUGGUCAGAGUGAGAUGGAGAAAUGCCAGCUCCCUUUGGACCCACAGUGCCCCCCACAGGGACAGCCCAGAGGAGAGCAGACCCAUCUCCAGACUCCUGCUGCCCCAGACAGCUGGGACCACCAAGAGGCACCAGUGGAAGUCCGUAGGAAGAGCGAUCCAGCCGUCCUAUCCCAAGCCAAGCCUCUGUGGAGACCCAUUCCCCCCCUGCUGCCUGAGCCCCAAAGAGAGGGGGGCCCCACCGCUGAGACCAUGGAGCAGAGCUGCCAGACUGAGGAGCUGAGCACCGCUCACAGUCAUGGUCACGACACAGGUUUGUGUGCUGAGCCUGGUGAUCCUCCUCUGCUCCAGCAGCCUCUACAGACCUCCAAGUCCGGGAUUCAGCAGAUAAUUGAAUGCUUCCGAUCAGGCACCAGCCAGCUGAGGCACAUGCUGCUGAGAGAAGUGGACACCAUCUUUGAGUGUAAAGUGUGUCGCAGCCUGUUCAGAGGCCUCCCCAACCUCAUCACUCACAAGGAGUACUACUGCUUAUCACGGCUGCCUGAUUCUGAUGGUCCUCCGGGGGAUGACCGACAGAGUGUCGCCAUGAAAGAUUUACUGGAGGCCAUUUAUCCCAGACCUGACUACGUGGUCCGACUAGAGCCUAUUCAGACCACCAACAAGGCGGUGUUCCAGUAUCUCACCACAGAAGAAGAGCUGGCCCAAUAUCCCUCACACACCACCAGUGCCAGGGAGAGUCCGGUAGCCUGGGAAGGAGAAGCUACGGAGAGUGUAGAAAACACUCAGGUCAACCAGCCGAGUGGUUCAGAGAGUCCAGGACACAACCAUGGCCAGAAGAGGUGGGAUGCCGAAGAGGAGGCUAAAGAGGAGCAGCCGCAGCCUGAAGACGAGGAGUCUAACAGCGGGGUGGAGGAUGUGACCAUCUCCUGUUGUCUUUGCGGUCAAGACUUUAACUCUCGCCGCAGCAUCCGGCGCCACUGCCGCAAAAUGCAUCAGACGAAGCUGGAGGAGCUCAGAAAGUUCACAGAGACACGCACCGUUCCCACAAGCCUGCUCUCCAUGGUCAAAGGUCGGCCGCGGACUCUCAGCACACCGACUGGGAAAUCCUGCCCCGUGUGCCUCAAAACCUUCGCCACCAAAGCCAACGUACGCCGCCAUUUUGAUGAGGUGCACCGCGGCCUGCGGAGGGACACCAUCACUCCCAGCAUUGCCUCGCGGCCCGGCCAGCCUUUCUCGCUGGAAGCCACGCCCCCCAGGAAGAGCAACAACUCCUCUCCAACACGUAGCCAGAGCACGAAGUCUGCGCCCGUGACCCCGAAGGCGAACACGCCCACCCAAAGCCAAGGAAAAGCCCCGAGUCAGCCUCCAGCCUCUCCACAGACCAACUCGACCUCGUGUCGCUGCACGCUCUGCAAGAGGAACUACAGCUCCCAGCUCAUGCUGAAGAGACACAUGCGUAUAGUUCACAAGAUUUACAGCAUCAAAGGGAACAAGUCUGCUGCCACGCCCCCCCCUGCUACCAUGGUAACCACCACCACCACCAGCAGCAGUACCAGCACCACUGCACCAGCCCUUAGCAACAACAUCAAAGUGAAGGAGGAAGCAGUGGAGCCCUCAGAUGAAGAGGACAAUGAGGACGUUGACAGCAGCCCUGCGCCGUCUCCCGCCGACAGCAGCGAGACCACCAAAGGAGUUUCUAACAAUCCCACCAAGGUGAAGGAGGAGGAAGCUCCAUCCAGCCCAAAGGUAGCACCACCCUUGUCUUCAUCCUCCUCCCGUGGUGGCAGCGUGUGCAGUGGCAACAUGGCCGCCAAAAUGACCAAACUGUCAGUGGGCUUCGACUUCAAGCAGCUGUUCUGUAAGCUCUGCAAACGCCAGUUCAGCUCCCGUCAGAACUUAACCAAACACAUCGAGCUGCACACAGACGGCAACGACAUCUUCAUCAAGUUCUACCGCUGUCCCCUCUGUCGCUACGAGUCCCGCCGCAAACGGGACGUGCUGCGUCACGUGACCGUGGUCCACAAGAAGUCUUCUGCAUACCUGGCAAAGAUCAUGCCCAAACUGGAGAGCAGGGCGGUGAAGAGGCUGGCCGAGGUGGUCCUCAACAGCACCAACAAGAGGACGAGCAGCAGCGUCAAGGAGGUGACGAACGGACGUCACUCCUCCUCCUCCUCGUCCCCCCCUCCAUCUCCUCCUGUCACCCGCAAACAGGAGUGCUCCAUAUCUGCCCCAACCUCCUCCUCAGCCUCUUCCUCGUCCUCGUCCUCAUCCUCCUCCUCCUCGUCUGCUCCUCCUCCUGCCCCCGUCACUCGGAAACAGCAGGAGCUCUCGUCUCCAGGCUUCGCCCCGUCUCCCCCCAUCACUCGCAAGCAGGAGAGACAACAUACGACGGCUCACCAGCCCCGCCCUGUCAGCCCCCCGCUGACCCGCCGCAGUGAGAAGCACUCACACACCCGCAACUCCUCCUCCUCCACCACCCCGUCCAGCAUCCUGACCCCACACACCCGCAGGCACGACGUCCAAUCAGACAACAGUACCGGCACGUCGUCAACCGAAGUCCGUGUGACGAAGAACUUCUCCCUCCACGCGUGUGACCAGUGUGGGCGGGCCUUCGCCAAGAAGCUGUAUCUGGAGUCUCACAAGCGGAGCCAUCGGAAUGCAGCCACAGCAGCAGCCAGCAGGAGGAAAGGAGUCAGCACCCGCUCCAAGUCCCUGAUCUGGUGAAUCCCAGAUUCACAAACUGCCACAAAUGAAGGAAAACGAGCGACAAACAAAUCAAAACUGGAGAACUCUUACACACACGCACGCACGCACACACACACACACACACACACACACGGAAACAUGAAGGAAAACAAAAGGAGCGUUAUGGAAGGCUGGAAUUCUUCCCCUCUUGCUUAGGAACCAAAAGCGUUGUUGCGUUGCUUCAUCAGGAAACCAGCCAGGCUGCAGCAGCUGGUUUUACUGCUUUGCUUCUGGCACCCUGGUUUCAUUAGCAGCUCCACGCAAAACAUAUAAAUUAGAAAAUAAAGAAUAAUGCUUGUUUCUGUCCUCCUUUAGCAGCAUCAGCUCAUUAGGAUUUCUACCGUCACACAUUUAAAUCAGAGGUUUUAUUUUUAAUACGACCAGUUCCCUGAAAUGUGUCAUCACCUUUUCCCUCCUUCCACAUUCCUUUCUCAAAUUAUUUCACCAGAUUAUUUUUGAUUGUAUUUCAAUUCAGAAGACUUCACCUCAGAAAUGAAAAUACCUUAUUUUCUAAAUGAAAUGUUCCCCGGUCGGGCUAAACCAACUCUGUGAUGCCUGCUGUAGGUCUGGAGGUCCAGGGCAAAAGCCAAAGUUUCUUUUUGUAAACCCAGCAUGCUGUCCUCUCACACUUAACGAUACCCUCCAUCUUUUCUCCUGGAACUGUUUUACAUGUUAUUGAUGUUUUGUGUGUCCUGCUCCACCUCUAUUUAUAAAAAAUGAAUCUGUGAUGCUGUACGAAAACCAUUCAGAGGAGUUUCCUUCCAAACAAAACAGAUUCUAUUAUUAAAUGAUAGUAAACAGGUUUUAGUGAAUGGAGAUGAUUAGGAGGAGUUAACAGCUCACAGCCAUGCUGCCUUAGCUUUUAGAAACCAACCACCUUCAUCUUUCACCUCCUAGCAUCACAGCAACACAUCCUUGGUGCCUGAGCAGCCGGUGUGAAGGGUUGGAAAUAAAACACAUCCACUGUUGAGGUGAAAACAAAACGUUUACACUCAACGCUUUACUUCAAUAAAUUAUAUAUAUAUAUAGAUGAAAUAAACACUGGAACAUAUUUAAACAAACUUUGUAAACUUUUCUCUACUGAUAAGAAUUUUGAUGGAAUUCUGCGUCAUUUCCUUAUAAGAUAUGCUUUCAUGUAGUCCAGCCAGGGGGUGUUUGGCCCCUAAAUGUAGUCUUAGAAACACUGAGUUGGGAGAGGAGGAGCGACCAAAUGUAGGUAUGUCUUAAUUUUCAAACAGAAAGCCAUGAAAUGGAACAAAAUCAGAGAAAAAGGCAGACCAAACUAUUUUUGUAGCAGAAACUGCUUGUGCAACAAAGUUGGAUGUGUAUAUAUGGAUUCAUCCUGCGUGGGAUGGUAUAAAUACUAGUUAUAAAAGUUAUUUACUUGUAUUGGUUGACCAUACGCUUCAAACAUGCCCACCUAGUUCUGACCCGUCACUGUUGAACCCUGAAGCAAGCUUGUGUUUCGUUAUGAGUUGUUUUGUUUUCUCUCUCUGAAUCUUAUUCCAUUUGAAGGAGAAAGUGUUUUUGUUCAAAUGUGUCUAAACUUAUUUUAGAUUUUUUUUUAAUCUUGACAUUUGUUUCAUCAGAAGUUGUGAUAUGUUAUUAAUCUUGUUCUCUAGAGAACGUCUGAAGUAGAAAAACCUUUCAGAUGUGACCAGAAUGUUCAAACUCAACCACUUCAUAAAUAAACAUGUACUAAUUAAUCUA